Jaculus jaculus (lesser Egyptian jerboa) is the source of this 2273-nucleotide messenger RNA. It is a transcript of the gene Cldnd1, whose product is annotated as claudin domain containing 1. The record is from RefSeq and is a predicted model, not a curated record. Gene Ontology annotation, cellular component: membrane. Bases 345 to 1106 code for a protein of 253 amino acids. The transcript is spliced from 6 exons. Lineage: Eukaryota; Metazoa; Chordata; Mammalia; Rodentia; Dipodidae.
CCCGCUUUUUGAGUUGUCGUCGGUGAUUGCAGUUGCCCCGAUCUCUCCCGAGCCACUUUUGCCAUCUUCCACACUAGGGUUCCCCUCUGGCCGGGGCUGGGGGGGGCGGUCGCCCGCAGACACUUGGCGGGGUUGGACUUAGCGUGGCCCUCCUUGAGUCAUUCACCUCGGCCAUUUACUACUGCCAGAGCCCGGUCCACGCCUAGGGAGUGUUCCUGUUGUGCCUAACUCAAGAGUUUUCCAUCUUGCGAGAAAGGAUCAUUUAGUUUCUAUGGUAUGCAGGUGAUAGACUAGAGAACAAGACCUCUGUCUCCGUAGCAUCCUGGAGCAGUCUGAGUGCCAGAAUGGAUAACCGGUUCGCUACAGCCUUUGUCAUCGCUUGUGUGCUCAGCCUCAUUUCCACCAUCUACAUGGCAGCCUCGAUUGGCACAGACUUCUGGUACGAGUACCGCAGUCCUGUUCAAGAAAAUUCGAGCGAUUUGAAUAAAAGCCCCUGGGAAGAUUUCAUUAGUGAUGAGGCAGAUGAGAAGACUUACAAUGAUGCCCUUUUCCGGUACAACGGCACCCUGGGGUUGUGGAGACGUUGUAUCACCAUUCCCAAAGGCACCCAUUGGUAUGCUCCACCAGAACGGACAGAAUCAUUUGAUGAGGCUCCAAAAUGCGUCAGCUUCACACUAACUGAGCAGUUCACAGAGAAAUUUGUUGACCCUGGAAACCACAAUAGUGGAAUUGAUCUACUUCGGACCUAUCUGUGGCGUUGCCAGUUUCUUUUACCUUUUGUUAGUCUAGGUUUGAUGUGCUUUGGAGCUUUGAUUGGACUCUGUGCCUGUAUCUGCCGGAGCCUGUAUCCCACCAUCGCCACGGGCAUUCUCCAUCUCCUUGCAGGUCUGUGUACACUAGGUUCUGUGAGUUGUUACGUUGCUGGAAUUGAACUGCUCCAUGAGAAACUAGUGCUGCCUGAGAAUGUGUCUGGUGAAUUCGGAUGGUCCUUCUGCUUAGCGUGUGUCUCCGCCCCCUUACAGUUCAUGGCUUCUGCUCUGUUCAUCUGGGCUGCGCACACCAACCGGAAAGAGUACACCCUAAUGAAGGCCUACCGUGUGGCCUGAAAGGGAAGCUGUCUGCUCUGCAAUCGCCAUUUUUAACAUUUUUUUAGUAUGGGUGUUUUUCUUGUUUCCCCAGUUAUUUUUAAUUUUUGUAGAUAUGCCAUUUUAUCUUGAAAAUCCAUUUUAUUUAUACAUACAUCACUAUGAUAUAUACUUAAUACCACUAAAAUUUAUGUGGUUUAUUCUGAAUGACUCCAUUUUUCUACCAAGCCAAUCUAGGUACAAAGAUCAGACAAAGAAAUGCAUAAAGACUUGACACAAUUUUGUGACAGACCAUGGGCAGUGGAAAGUUGACCCCAUAGCAAGUUCUGGUAAUGCCUGCUAAAUUUCCAGUAAAUGGGCUAACUGUCGGACUGAAAAAACUAAUUUCUUUGGGAAGUUUGUUGUCACUGUCUGAACUUCGUGUUGACUUCCUGUUGUAGACAGCCGGUCAGCUUGCAGUGCUAGGAUUCUUUUUAGACUUAGGCUUCUUAAAAUUGCAAAACUAUUUGACAUCCUCGUCCUUAAUAGAUGGUGGGGAACUAUGACAACUCUUUAUACUGUUUAUCUGCAGGGGAAAAAAGUGAAAAAUAAUGUUUACUUGGAAUUUUAGCUUUAAUUAAUUGCAAAUUUCCAGUUCAUCGAGACAGGUGGAUUAACCUUACAUUAUAAUUUUAAAAAACUCAUUGGGAAUUCUGGUUAAUACCAAAUGAUCUUGAAGUUUUUCUCCUUCCCCCCUCACACACCAGGCGUACUAAAGGAAGACUUUCUUUUUAACCUAAUAAUAGGACCACAGAGUGAAUUCCCUAAAAUUGUUUCUGCUUAUGCAGCUAAGUACCUUGUCGUUCCCCUCCCCCACAGCCCCAGAACUGGGGGUACUGCCACAAGAUCUAUGGCUGCAGCUGUCCACUCACCUCCAACUAGGGUCUUUAUUUCUUGUGGUAAAAUUAUGUGCCUUUCCUUGCCUAAAUCCCCUGCUGGUGUGUGUACCAACAUUUAAUAAUGUCUUCUAAAGCAGUCAUUUUUUUAUAAAUACGUCUAUAAACAUCAAACUUAAAAAAUCUUAUUUAUUUAUUCCAUUACUCUUAUUUAUUUAUUCCAUUAGCAUUUGACAGAUUAAAAAAUGUAACUUAGUAAUUUCUUACCAUAUCUUAAAUCUGUCUUUUUUAAUAAAAUAAAAAUGCGAAGAGA